Messenger RNA from Puma concolor (puma), 2406 nucleotides. Lineage: Eukaryota; Metazoa; Chordata; Mammalia; Carnivora; Felidae. The record is from RefSeq and is a predicted model, not a curated record.
AUGCGAGCGCUACCCCCUCAGGACGGGGUCAGGGCCUCCCCUCACUCUCCUGGCGAUCGCUACCUCGGAUGUGGUUUUUCUACCUAUGUGUCCACGCACGCCUUCCAGGCACGGGAGCACGGCACGUCCAACGAUGACCCUUGCGCCUCGGAAAGUGCCGGUGGCAAGCCCGGGGGUCGCCGCCGCCCCGACCAGCCCACGGCAGAACUGUGGACCGAGCUGACAGGCCUGGUCGGCUGCUCUGAGUCUGAGGAUGGGCCGGAAGAGGGAGCCGAGGGCCGCUCUACCGAGGUCUCCCUGGAAGAGGCUCUCGUGCGUCUUGCUGAGUUCCUCUCCGUCCAGCUGGGGGCGGAAGAGAGCUGCCGGAACCCUGACCUGAGCAAGCCGAGCGAUGUCCCCCCACUGUUGACGGUGACCGGUCAGCUCUUGGCCCUCCUGGCAUGGAUUCGGAGCCCCAGGGGGAGGCAGGCCCUGCCCCAGGGUAUUCAUCCAGCCUCGGAGGUGCAGCCUCCCACACCUGCUGGAUCCCCACCUCAAGAAGAAAGCCCUUCCCUUUCACCAAGGGGUGAGGCCCAAGGGCAGAACCCUCCCCAGUUGGAGGAGGACCAGAGAGCUUGGCAGCGGCUGGAGCAGCUCAUCCUUGGACAGCUAGAGGAGCUGAAGCAGCAACUCGAACUGCAGGAAGAGGAGCUGGGCCGCUUGCGCCUGGGUGUGGGGGCGACAGACUCAGAGAAAAGGGUUCAGCAUCUAACCCUGGAGAAUGAGGCUCUGAAACAGAGCCUGAGCCUCACUCGGGACCUUCUGCUGCACUGGGGCCCUGGCCCCUCCACCAGGGCCCCCCAGGAGGAGGCAGAGGCAUUGGUGGAGCUCCAGAGUCGGCUUCAGGAAGCCCAGGACACCACAGAAGCACUUCAGGUCCAGCUGGGGGUGCAGGAGGUGCAGCUGCAGGGCCUUCGGGGGGCCCUUCGGCAGCUCCAGCAGGAGACUGAGCAGAACUGCAGACGGGAGCUGCAGCAGAUGCUUGGGCAGCUGGCAGGACUUCGGGCACGUAUGGCCAGUCUGCGACAGGGCUGUGGGGACCUCCGAGGACUGGUCAGCACAUUUACCCAGAGCUGUCAGUGUUCGCUCAGUGAGGCCCGGGGCCAGGUAUCCUGGGCCCUGGGGGCUCUGUCAGCUGGAGGGGCUGGGACUCAGCUCCCUGAAGAGCAGCAGGGGCCCCCAACUGGAUGCCCGGGGCGGCUGCUGGAGCUCAAGGGAAAUAUCCGUGUGCUGUGUCGACUGAGGCCAGGGACACCCUCCAGCCUGGUGAGCUUGGAGCCUGGCCCCAGCGGCACUGUCACCACCUGCUAUCGAGGGCGCCAGCGUCGCUUCCGCCUGGACUGGGUCUUCUCUCCAGAGGCCAGCCAGGAGGAGGUCUUCAGGGAGCUGGAGCCAGCCGUGCUGUCCUGCCUCCAAGGCUACAGUGUCUGCAUUUUCACCUACGGUCAGACAGGGACAGGGAAGACCUACAGUAUGGAGGGCCCGCCAGAGGACCCUGGCAUAGCUCCUAGGGCACUGCAGUCACUGUUCCAGGAGAUGGGGACUGAAGGGCAGCACCGUGUGACUCUCAGCAUGGUGGAGAUCUACAAUGAGGCUGUCAGGGACCUGCUAGCCCCAGGGCCUCCUGAGCGCCUGGCCGUGAGGCAGGGCCCAGCAGGCCGGGGGGGCAUUCAGGUGGCUGGCCUCACCUACUGGGACGUGCCCGACCUGGAGAUGCUUCACCAGAUGCUGAGCCUGGGGAGGAGCAACCGGGCCACCGCCGCCACCACCAAGAACCCGCACAGCUCACGGUCGCAUGCCCUGGUCACACUGACACUGCGUACGGCGUCCCCACCGCGCGGUCCAGGCACCGCAGGCACACUGCACCUGGUGGACCUGGCCGGAUCGGAGCGUGCCUGGAAGGCAGGGGCGGCCGGCCCGUCGCGCGGAGACCGAGACGGCGCCCAGCGUCUGCGGGAGGCCCGGACUAUCAACCGCUCGCUGCUGGCCCUGGGAGGCGUGAUGGCCGCGCUGCGCGCCCGCCGGCCCCACGUGCCCUUCCGCGAUUCGCAGCUCACGCGCCUGCUGCAGCCGGCGCUCGGGCCUGGCGCCACCGCGGUGCUGUUGUUGCAGAUUUCCACGCGGCCCGAGGAUCUCGGCGAGACCGUGUGCUCGCUCAAGUUCGCCGAGCGAGUGGGCCGAGUGGAGCUGGGGCCAGCCCGGCGCUGCAGGGCCCCGCGCUCCGGGACGCCCUCUUCGCUCAGCACCGACACGCCACUUACCGGGACCCCCUGCACUCCUACGCCGUCCCCCGGCAGCCCUCCGGGACCUGGCCCGGGCAGCGGCUCCAGCUCGGGCCUCGGGACCCAAAAGGAGGCGCCCUUGUAG